Molecule: messenger RNA, 321 nt
Organism: Sporothrix brasiliensis 5110
Lineage: Eukaryota; Fungi; Ascomycota; Sordariomycetes; Ophiostomatales; Ophiostomataceae
Exons: 1
Coding region: 1-321 (106 amino acids)
Source: RefSeq, a predicted model, not a curated record
AUGAUGGGCAUCCAGGAUCGAAAACGGGACCGACGCCGUACGGCACUGCUGGGUAUGAGCCUGGGCGGAUACGUUGUGAGCUACAGUGCCGCUGUGCCGGACGCUCUCGGUCUUGCAUGGGAGACGGGCAUCACAUCGCGUCCCGAGCCGGCGCAAAAGUGUUACGCCGUCAAAGUCAAUCUUUCCGACGUGCAGGUGCCGUUCCCGUCGGUGCUCGGAUUGCAUGAGGGCGGUCUGUGGAAGACGCGGCCAUCUGGUCGCCCAAGAAACCGAAAAUUUCAGUCGACUCCGGGACGGACGCCGAUGUGCACUGUCAAGUAA